CAGUGUGCUCUCCAAAACAAAUACGUUCGUUUCGGUCGCAUUGUUUUUCUCAGAUUAAAUUCUGAACUGAAUCCUUUCGGACUCCUCGUGAUUCUCUUCUUAUCUCGGUGAUCUGGCACCACGUGUCGUUGUUUAUCCCUAGGCGCGCUCGGUAGAACCUCAUCGUCGCCGUAAUGGAAGUCGAACAAGUCGCUUCCGACUCGGAAAACGUGGCGGUGGAUGGGCCUGAGAAGCCGGUGGACGGCGCCGGGGACGCCGCGACGCCGCACUCUGAGCGCCUCCGACGCAAGAACAAGAAGUUCCUCCGAACUAACAGCAAAGAGAAGGAGACAGUCGCCGCCGCGCCUACUCCGCUCCCCAAAUAUCGCAGCUGGAAGAACAGUCGACGACCACGCAAUGGCCACGGCCGGGGCUUGCCCAAGAAAGGGGGCGCCGGAGGCAAGGGUGUCUGGGGCAUCCCCGGGUCAGAACUCCUCGAAGAGUUGGAGGAGGACGCCAACGACCCCAACUACGACCCAGAGGCCGCCGGCGGGGACCUGGAGCUCAAGCAGCUCAUACUGGAGGCCGACGCCGAGGAGAUCGUCCGCAAGUCGGAGUCAGUGAUCCUGGAGUACUUCGAGCACGGGGACACGGGCGCCGCCGCCGAGGAGUUCCUCGAGUUCGUCACCUCCAGCCGGAGCCAUGUGAUAUGCGAGACGAUAGUGGAGGUGGCGCUAGACCACAAGCCGUCGCACUGCGAGAUGGCGUCCGUACUUAUAUCUGAUCUCUACGGGAGGGUGUUCACGGCUAAGGACAUCGCUUUAGCCUUCGAGAACCUCCUGGACCGUCUCCCGGACCUGGUGCUGGACACGCCCGAGGCCCCCACGCUGGUGGCCAACUUCAUCGCGCGCUGCGUCGCCGACGACUGCCUGCCGCCGCGCUUCGUGCAGCGGACUGAUUACGCCAAUGACUACGCCAGACAAGCGAUCCACCGCGCGGAGACGCUGCUGUCCAUGAAGCAGGGGCUGGUGCGCCUCGACAACAUCUGGGGCGUCGGCGGCGGCAUCAGGCCAGUGAAAUCCCUCAUCAGACAGAUCCAACUGCUGCUCAAGGAGUACCUCACUUCAGGAGACCUGGCGGAGGCGGCGCGCUGUGUGCGCGGGCUGGAGACGCCACACUUCCAUCACGAGCUGGUGUACGAGACGAUCCUGCUGGCCAUCGAGACCAUCAACUCGUCAGUGGAGGAGCAGCUGUGCACGUUCCUGGCGGAGCUGCGGCGCUCGCUCGCCGUGUCCCCCGAGCAGAUGGACCGGGGCUUCCUUCGCGUGCUUGAAGACAUGUCGGACAUCGUUCUGGACGUGCCGCUCGCGUACAUCAUGCUGGACCGCUUCGUGGACAAGUGCACGCGGCGGUUCCGCCUCGGGGACCACGUGCUCAAGCGUAUGCCUACCAGAGGGCGCAAGCGCUUCGUGUCCGAGGGCGACGGUGGCGCCAUCAAGGAUCACGCGCUGAAACUGCGGGAGUAGAUCCCCCGCCCCGCCCGCGCCGCACCCCCGCUGACGUCUACACCGGAAGAAGGCAUUGUCUAUGGCAGGUUGAAGUUCAAACAAUGAUGUCGAUUCUGAAGGCACUAAACUUUAU
Messenger RNA from Plutella xylostella (diamondback moth), 1620 nucleotides. NCBI's taxonomy places the organism in Eukaryota, Metazoa, Arthropoda, Insecta, Lepidoptera, Plutellidae. The record is from RefSeq and is a predicted model, not a curated record.